AUGGUUGGAUUGCAGAAAACUGAGAAUCAGAUUUACGCAGACAUUGUUCGCAGCUUGAAGCAAAAUUUUCGUUCCGAGCCUCAAAUGUCGCUGACUCAAAGCGACAGAAAAGUGCGAAUUCGCACAAAUCGUUACUACAAGUCCGAACUAACCGAAGAUCACUGGAAAGAUAAAUACAACCGGCAUGUUAAACAGCGACUCUGUGGAUUCUACACACCGGCUCAUCUACCAUAUGCUUCAGUUGGUGACGUUUGUCUGGAUAUACGCGAUCUAGUCCUCGACACUGUUGGAAUUGAUCAAAGCUCAGAGAAAUGUAAUGUCAGUGUUGUGGUCGACUCGAACGAAAAGGAGAAAAAGGAAGAAACAGACACAGAGAGUACCGCCCAAAAGGUGGUAGAUGUCAUGAAGGGCCCUCAAGGUCAGUUGCUGAUGACGGAGCCAUCAAAUGUGUCUCCGAAUAAAACCAAGAAAAUGAUGAACAAGCUCAGGUCAUUUGAUGGAACUGACACAUUAGGGGUUGGGGAAGAGUUGAUUGCCGCCUUCCCCAGUGAGAUAAAAUCAGAACACGAGGAAGAGGUUAUUGAUCAGAGGGAUGUACAACACGAUCGGUAUGUUCGUAACUUUAGCGGUAAACUCAGAAGUCUGCACACUUUGCUGUGCUAUGUGUAUAACCUGAGGACAAAAGAUUUACGCACCAAGGUGCCGUUGUCAAAGGACUUUAUUAGGACACUCAAAAUAGCGAUUUCGACGGAUCAAAAAGGAAAACCCCUGAGACACACAAGGAAUAUGACACACGUGCAACUUCAGUCACGCGGUCCUCAAAGAUCCUCCACGGAUGCUGAAGUUUCCCGUAUGGAUCAUGAUCACCAGUUGUCUCCUCAGAUGAACACACGUGCGAGCUUUUUUUGUGAUUCGCCUUCUUCUAUAUUCCGCCCUGGAAUUGCUGGAUCUGGACGCACUGAGUCCAGGGCAUCUGUCUUUGGACGCAAAUUGAGGACAAGAGACACGUCUGACAAGAUUGACACAUGGGAAGAUCUACUGGAAGCUGGAGAUAAACCUUCUUCUCAAUCUCAGGCUCCUGCGUGGCCGGGAGCCAUAAGGGGUGGACCAGCUGGAGAACAGGGUGCUAAGAGCCAGGGAACAAGAGCCAGUUUUAUAAACUCAGUGAAAAUGGUUUAUGGUGGUGUUAGAGUGAGGCGACAUGGUGGAAUGCUGCAAGUCAUUCAGAAUGGAGCCGCACAAGCAAGUGACGCCAAGGAUCAGCUUCCUAUUUGGCACCAGGUUGCCUCUGCAGAGAAAAAUGCAAAGGAAAAUGGCCCCAAAGGACAAUUUCCGAAGAGACGCUUAAAGAAGUCUUCUUCAAAAUCUGAAAACUCUUUGUGUGAUACGAUCCAAGAAGGUUUUGAAAAAAUUCAAGCAAGGUCUGCUGAGCGAGUCAGAAAAAAACUCACCGAGAUCAACAGGAAUGAAAAGCAUUCGUUUAUUUCAAAAGUCCAGGCGGUUGAUCCAUCUUCGGUCUAUCCAGUGGAUUUACAAAGAGUGCGACAAGCAGGCCGUGAGAUCAUUCAAGAUUCCGACAAGGAAGAUGUUAAAAGCGCUCCAUGGUACGAGGAUUUGGAGAAUGAGGCCAAAGAACUUGGAGUUGCCAGCGAAGCAGAAGUGAUCAUCCUUUUAAACAAGUUAUAUCCAUUUGCUGUUGAUGACAUCACCACGCUGCCUUUUGUCCAGGCUAAACUUUGUCUUAUCGUUCAAUCCUUACCCAUCUAUGAACUGUGCCCAUUAACCACACUGGAGGCGCUUAAGAUAAAUAUCAAUUUUGAACCUACACCUACACCUACACCUACACCUCCACCCUGA
Messenger RNA from Pocillopora damicornis (cauliflower coral), 1857 nucleotides. RefSeq lists its product as uncharacterized. NCBI's taxonomy places the organism in Eukaryota, Metazoa, Cnidaria, Anthozoa, Scleractinia, Pocilloporidae. The record is from RefSeq and is a predicted model, not a curated record.